Molecule: messenger RNA, 3390 nt
Organism: Octodon degus (degu)
Lineage: Eukaryota; Metazoa; Chordata; Mammalia; Rodentia; Octodontidae
Gene: Txnrd1
Product: thioredoxin reductase 1
Exons: 16
Coding region: 451-1944 (497 amino acids)
Biological process (GO): glutathione metabolic process; cell redox homeostasis; cellular response to oxidative stress
Cellular component (GO): mitochondrion; cytosol
Molecular function (GO): thioredoxin-disulfide reductase (NADPH) activity; flavin adenine dinucleotide binding; glutathione-disulfide reductase (NADPH) activity
Source: RefSeq, a predicted model, not a curated record
GCAUGCGCUGUGCAGUGUCGGGAAGUCGGGUGGUCCUCGGCCGAACGGGUCACCGCUUCUGGUCAGUUACGACUGCAGGCAGCGAAAGUGCCCACUUCCUCAGCUUAGGAGCCCUGGUGGACGUCGUGGGACCGACCGCGUCCGGCGGGAACGCCCACAGCGGGUGUCCGCCAGGGACCCCGGAGUCGCGGAGGCGGCGAGGGGAGGGAGGUAAGGAUCAUCACCCUGCCUGAGCCACGCCAGAUGUCCUAGGAGGAGUCUCUAGCUUGGCCUGGGCAGACAGGAGCUCUUGGUGGCCAUAGAGACUGUCACCACAUUCAUCAUCCGAGAGGCCCAAGCAGCGCUGCACUGGGGUAAAGAAGCUGUUCCAGUCUAUGUGUGCUCCAUAUUUUUUGCUCGAGCUUGAUCAAGCAGGUUUCUCAGGAGAGCAAGCUUCAACAAGCAGUGAAAAUGAACAGCUCAGAGGACCCUCCUCAGUCUUACGACUUCGACCUCAUCAUCAUCGGCGGAGGCUCGGGUGGCCUGGCAGCUGCUAAGGAGGCAGCCAAAUUUGACAAGAAAGUGAUGGUCUUAGAUUUUGUCACUCCAACUCCUCUUGGCACCAGAUGGGGUCUCGGAGGAACAUGUGUGAACGUGGGCUGCAUACCUAAAAAGCUGAUGCACCAGGCAGCUCUCUUAGGACAAGCCCUGCAGGACUCUCGCAACUACGGCUGGAAAGUGGAGGAUGGAGUCAAACACGACUGGGAAAAGAUGACGGAAGCCGUGCAGAACCACAUCGGCUCCCUGAACUGGGGCUACCGAGUCGCCCUUCGGGAAAAGAAGGUUGUCUACGAGAAUGCUUACGGCCAGUUCAUUGGUCCUCACAGGAUUAAGGCAACAAAUAACAAGGGCAAAGAAAAAAUUUACUCAGCAGAGCGAUUUCUCAUUGCCACUGGUGAAAGACCUCGAUACUUGGGCAUCUCUGGGGAUAAAGAAUACUGCAUUAGCAGUGAUGACCUUUUCUCCUUGCCUUACUGCCCGGGUAAGACCCUGGUGGUCGGAGCAUCCUAUGUCGCUUUGGAAUGUGCUGGGUUCCUGGCUGGCAUUGGUUUGGACGUCACCGUUAUGGUCCGGUCCAUUCUUCUGAGAGGAUUUGACCAGGACAUGGCCAACAGAAUCAGCGAACACAUGCAAGAACAUGGCGUCAAGUUCAUAAAGCAGUUUGUACCAGUUAAAAUUGAGCAAAUUGAAGCAGGGACCCCAGGCCGACUGAAGGUGACGGCGCAGUCCACGCACAGCCAGGAGAUCAUGGAAGGAGAGUACAACACGGUGUUGCUGGCAAUAGGAAGAGAUGCUUGUACAAGAAAUAUUGGCUUAGAAACCGUGGGGGUGAUGAUCAAUGACAGGACUGGGAAAAUACCAGUCACAGAUGAGGAGCAGACCAACGUGCCUUACAUCUACGCCAUCGGUGACAUCCUGGAGGGCAAGCUGGAGCUGACGCCCGUGGCCAUCCAGGCGGGCAGGCUGCUGGCCCAGCGGCUGUACGGCGGCUCCACUGUCAAGUGUGACUAUGAAAAUGUUCCAACCACUGUGUUUACACCUUUGGAGUACUGUGCUUGCGGCCUUUCUGAGGAGAAAGCUGUGGAGAAAUUUGGGGAAGAAAAUGUUGAGGUCUACCACAGCUUCUUCUGGCCAUUGGAAUGGACAGUUCCGUCCAGAGACAACAACAAAUGCUACGCAAAGGUCGUCUGUAACCUUCAGGACAAUGAGCGGGUCGUGGGCUUCCAUGUGCUGGGGCCCAAUGCUGGAGAGGUCACACAGGGCUUCGCGGCCGCACUCAAGUGUGGACUGACCAAGCGGCAGCUGGACAGCACCAUCGGGAUCCACCCCGUCUGUGCAGAGGUGUUCACCACGCUGUCAGUGACCAAGCGCUCCGGGGGCAGCAUCCUCCAGUCCGGCUGCUGAGGUUAAGCCCCCAGUGUGGGUGCUGCCGCCUGCCUCCGGGCAGCAUCGGGUGCCCGCUGGCCACACCGGGCUCUCGAUCUCGAGGGCAGGAGGUGUGGUGGAAGGAGGCAGCAUCACACUGGGGUCGCAUAGACUCGCAGCUGGCAUGUGGCAGGCACCACAGGGUGCGUCCAUGAAGUCACCAGCCUCAAGCCUGAGGGUGGGCGGUGACGGAACGCUGCCACGCCAGCUCCACUUGGCCUCUUGCUUGUCCACGAGCUGUCCCGCGUUGAUCGUAUUCUCCUUUUCUCUCCCUGGGGCCAGUGACGCCUGCAGUGACAAUGUCAGAGGUCGCUUCUGUCCAGGUGCAAACCGUGGCUAAUGUAUCCUGCCGGGGUCGGGCUGUGUGGCUCAGCCUACUUGGAACCUGUGUGGCGUUGCACAAGAGACAGAGCCCUGAGAUGAACAGGUCCUGCUGUCUUGGCCUGUCCAGCAAGGCCUCCAUGAAUAAGUUGGGCUCCAACACAAGGACGGCAGGCGGGGACUCGCCACAUGGGCUUGAGUGCCGGACUACUCGGCGGCAUCACUAGCUGUCACUGCACCCAUCUGGCCAUCCGUUUAGGAAGGGUCUGCAGCCUGCAGCACAGCCACUUCCCACCCUCCAUUGGUCUGACGUCGCCCUGGGUGCUCGUUCUGCAUUGUGUGCGUGAGCUGAACCACAACGGGAAAUGCUUGCCUUGCUCCAAACUUUCUGGUUCUGUUCGGCGGUUUGGGUUAGCUGGAAACGCAGGCCACAGCUUGGGGCCACACGUGUUUCUCCCUUGUAGGAAGUAUGCCUUUCUGCACUUACUGUAAAGGCUCUGUGGUGUUCGCUUCAUCAAGGAAGCUGUUGAUAUCCUAAAUUAUUUUUGAACACAGGUGGAUGUGAAGGAUUUUUACUCAAAAACCAGGAGGUUUUGACUUUUUCUGUUGAAGAGUGACUGUGGCAGGCAGGGUUUGGGCAGGGUGCGCUCGUCAGUGCUGCCCGUGCCUUGUGUCCUCACUGAGCUGGGGACAUCGGGCCCCCUGCUGCAGUGCUCAUGGCCCCUCUGUCACCCCAACGCCUGCAGCACCAGUGGUAGCUUCAGAGUCCAUUUCUGGGCCACUUUAGGGACCCCGAAUCAGCUAGCGUCCUCAUCCCACCCUUGUGUGACGAAGGUGCAGAAGGGUGGGGGCGCGGCAGGCAUUGUGCUCGGGUAUAUUUCUGCUUCACAUGAGUGUUUCUCACAGUCUGCCGCCACCCAGACGGCGGCAGGCAGCUGGGAUGCAGGCCAUUGUGUCAGCUUCCCGGGGUGAACCCUGCCCAGUGGAGCACCGUGCUUCACACCUUGUCCUGUUCCACUCUGUCACUGCCCACUGUACUGUGACUCCUGAAAUUCCAUGUAUUUUUAUUACCAAUUUUUGGGAAAAAAUAAAAAAAGACGAACC